AUGCAAGCAGAUGAUUUAAUCUGGACGAACUGUGGACACGGGUUUUGUUCAUUCCGAGUCGCAACUGCUCGGACGAAUUUUUGUCGAGAACGUCAUAAUGUGAUGGGGGAAUGCCGUCGAAGAUAUUGCCCUCUUGCGAAUAGUGUCUAUGCCACAAUUCGAGAGUUUGGAGGCCACGUCUACCUCUACACGAAGUCUAUUGAACGUGCGCACACCCCAAAUAAAAUGUGGGCGAAACUCUUGUUGGACGAAGACUAUAUGAAAGCCCUUCAACAAGUCACGGAAACCCUAGAUGAAGAUGUUUACUCGAAGUUCUUAAUCCAUCGUGUCAAACAACGUCUUACCAAAGUCUAUCAGUAUCUUGAGCGAGCAAAGCAACUCUCCAAAUCGAACGACAGAACACUCGAACGAGUGAAUGUGAAGGAAGACAGAGUUGAUAAAGCCCGAGCGGAGAAGGCGGAGCGUAUGGCCAAAAUUGAUUUAGUCAUUAAAGACCAAUUGCUUCAAAGAUUGAAGAGUGGAGUAUAUGGCGACAUCUAUGAAAACUUACAAGACAUGAUGUUGAACCCACAAGCCCCAGUCGAUGAGAAACAAAUCGAACAGGAGUUGGAAGAGGAAUUAGUUCAAUAUGAAGAAGACAUGUCGGAGGACAUCGAAGAUUGGGCUCAAAAUUAUAAAGAAGAGAAAGACAAGAAGGACAUCGAAUACCCUGAUGUGAAAGGCCCGAAGAUCAAUAUCGAAUAUGAAGAAGAGCCCGCAGAACCUGACGAGAAUGUACAAGACAACACACAGAAUUGA
Molecule: messenger RNA, 798 nt
Organism: Entamoeba invadens IP1
Lineage: Eukaryota; Evosea; Mastigamoebida; Endamoebidae
Product: maintenance of killer 16 protein, putative
Exons: 2
Coding region: 1-798 (265 amino acids)
Biological process (GO): maturation of 5.8S rRNA; maturation of LSU-rRNA
Cellular component (GO): nucleolus; preribosome, large subunit precursor
Source: RefSeq, a predicted model, not a curated record